Ordospora colligata OC4 is the source of this 969-nucleotide messenger RNA. Its product is annotated as uridine diphosphate-N-acetylglucosamine. The coding region runs from base 1 to 969 and encodes 322 amino acids. The transcript has a single exon. Gene Ontology annotation, cellular component: endoplasmic reticulum membrane; Golgi membrane. Gene Ontology annotation, molecular function: UDP-glucose transmembrane transporter activity; UDP-galactose transmembrane transporter activity. Gene Ontology annotation, biological process: UDP-galactose transmembrane transport. The record is from RefSeq and is a predicted model, not a curated record. NCBI's taxonomy places the organism in Eukaryota, Fungi, Microsporidia, Ordosporidae.
AUGGCAUUGAACAGAUACGCUAGUCUUGCACUACACACAGCAGGUAUCUAUGCAUUUUUCAUUGUAUUUGGAGUGUUUGGAGAGAAAAUAGCCACAGGCACAUACGCAGGCAGGAGAUACAAGUCAAUACUCUUUCCUAUACUACCUCAAAGUUUCGGAGGAAUCUUAUUUGGGAGAUACAUGAUGAGGAGAUAUUAUAUGGGGAAGAAUGGAGGAAAGAUGUGCAAGCGCUUGAUGCUGAACUACGUGUGUUUGGCACUUUUGAGCAUACUGUCUUUGAGUCUUGGCAUUCUGUCUCUAAAGUAUCUUAGCUAUCCUACGCUUGUGAUAGCAAAGUCAUGCAAACUUGUGCCUAUUGCAUUGAUAAAUAUCCUGGUGUAUAGGCGAAGGAUGAGCUACAGAAAGUGCCUGUCUCUGUGUCUUGUUUCUGUAUGUGUAGUGUUAUUUUCGCUUCUUGAUGGCAGUAAGCGUAGUGGAAGCGGGACGAGUGUGCUUGGAGGGAUGAUUCUUGUUCUAAGUCUAGCAGCUGAUGGGUUUAUUAACUCGCAGCAAGACUAUGCAUUUGCAGAGUUUAAGGUAUCACCGUUUGAUAUGAUGUACUAUACGAAUGUGUUUAGGUUUUUAAUUGCACUUGUACUUGCGUUGAAGUAUAACAGCAUUUGGUACACUAUUGAGUUUGUGAGGGCUGCACCUGCGAUGGGCACUGACCUACUAUUGCAUUCGACAUUUAAUGUGAUUGGACAGAGUGUGGUGUACUCGAUGGUGCAGAAGCAUGGAUCGUUGAAUCUGACGAUGGUGAAUGUCACUCGGAAGAUGUUGUCUAUUUUUGUUUCGUUGGUUGUAUUUGGACACACGGUGAGCAGAAUGCAGAUUGCAUGUGUUGUAGGAGUGGUGGCAUCAAUAGGACUAGAGAUUAUUGAGCCCAAAUCAAAGAAACAGAGUACAGAAGAGAAAGAGAAAAAUGAAUAA